UCAUCUAUGUUCUCGUGUGAGUUAUAAGAACGACCCCGUCGGCCUCAUUCGCUUCUCUUGCAGCAAAUAGCAGUGCGGCUCUUAGAUCUGUACCUCACCACAACCUCCACCAUCAUCAAGGGCCUCUAAUUUCAACAAACAAGCACAAUGUCAGGAGAAGAAGAAGUUGUUGUUGCUGCUGAGCCUGCUGCUGCUGCUGCUGUUCCAGCUCUAGGUGAGCCCAUGGACCUUUUGACAGCAUUGCAACUUGUGCUGAGAAAGUCGUUGGCUCAUGGUGGGCUCACACGUGGACUCCACGAAGGUGCAAAGGUCAUCGAGAAGCACGCUGCACAGCUCUGUGUGUUAGCUGAGGACUGUGAUCAGGCCGAUUAUGUCAAGCUGGUCAAGGCGCUAUGUGCUGACCAUAAUGUUAAAUUGAUAUCAAUUCCUAGUGCUAAAACUCUUGGAGAAUGGUCUGGUCUUUGUAAGAUUGAUUCAGAGGGAAAGGCUAGAAAGGUUGUUGGUUGCUCUUGCGUUGUUGUGAAGGAUUAUGGGGAAGAUACAGAAGGCCUUCAUGUUGUUCAGGAGUACGUGAAGUCCCAUUAAACUAGAAGAUAUUGGAGAGUCAGCCCCAUUUUGAUUUGGGGGUGAUGUUCUUUAGGUAGUCUAAGCCUUUUUUAAUAUUGGUUAUGAUAUCAUCAGUGGCAUGUCCAAACUUAUAGAAGUGGAAUUGAGUAACUGUGGUCGCUGAUUUUCGGAACAUGAUGAUUUGUUUGUCUUAACCUAUCCUUGAAUUGAAAUGAAGUAAUUUUUGGUGUGGUUUCAUUA
Messenger RNA from Prunus persica (peach), 807 nucleotides. RefSeq names its product 40S ribosomal protein S12. NCBI's taxonomy places the organism in Eukaryota, Viridiplantae, Streptophyta, Magnoliopsida, Rosales, Rosaceae. The record is from RefSeq and is a predicted model, not a curated record. Gene Ontology annotation, molecular function: structural constituent of ribosome. Gene Ontology annotation, cellular component: ribosome; cytosolic small ribosomal subunit. Gene Ontology annotation, biological process: translation. The coding region runs from base 148 to 585 and encodes 145 amino acids. The transcript is spliced from 5 exons.